Molecule: messenger RNA, 10236 nt
Organism: Nomia melanderi (Alkali bee)
Lineage: Eukaryota; Metazoa; Arthropoda; Insecta; Hymenoptera; Halictidae
Source: RefSeq, a predicted model, not a curated record
ACUGGGCCAUCGACGACAACAAAUUUCCGAUACAUACUCUUCCACCGAGCAAUACUUAGUAACUUCAAGUUCGAUUAUUAUCACGAGAAAAGGUUUUACAGACGAAAAAUCGAGUUAUAGAGUCCUCGCGCUUCGAGUUGCGGAGGUUUUCACAGAAGAGUGGAAACGAGCGAAGAAACUCGACGAGUUACAGGAAUUUUCGUGUUAGAGGCUCGACCGUAUUAUCGCGGGGCAUAAAUUUUCGUGCCGGUUGAAAUCUCGGCUUUAUUUACGAACCAUCGACGCCACUAGACCUUUCACUUAAAGCGUCCACUCGAAAUUGUUUCUGCUUUUCAGUCACGAUACCGUUUAUCGCCUAGCCCGGCGAGCGCAUUAUAUUAUCUCUUUAUAGUUCCUGUUAAUUGACCAUGGAAUUGCCCCUUAUUAAAACCUCGUGGAUGUAAUCCGAUAACCGGGCUCGCUUUGCGCUAUUUUUCACCGGUGGUUCGAUGAACCGUGCAGCCCCUCGCGCGAUCCCCUCUGCCUUGACAAAGUGAAAUUUCGCUUAACGCCGGUGAUCGAAAUUCGAACCGCGACGCGGGACAACGAGAUCGUACCAGAUUAAUGAACCGCGGACGGUGUAUUCUCGUUUAGAAAAAAAAAGAGAGAAAAACGAUCGGCUACAACAGUGAGUUACGAUAGAAAUCCGGUAUCGCAACGAACGUUUCCGUUGAAACUUCUGCUCUAACGACUUUCGUGCGAUUGCUAUAAAUCCGUAGAAAUCGUGCAGCGAUUCAGCAACGUUCCAUGAAUAUUUAUGAAACGGCUAACACUCCGACGACCCGAGAAACAAGACUCCUCUAAUCGGCGAAAGAAAAGAAUCGAAAGAAUCCAGCGGCGAACACCGCGCCGGGAGAUUUCGCGUUCCCCAAAAAUGGCGGUGCGUCGAGCGUGCCACCGAGGCGGACCCGUGUGACCGCGGUUCCUUCGUGUUUCCAGUGAGACCCCGGUGUGUUGCGUGAGGUUCACGGACCGAUCGAACGAACCGUCUUCCACGAAGACGAGAAUCCUCGGAGGAAGGACUGGCCAGAGUCCGAUACGCGGGUGCAUCGCGUGAAAGACGUGAAGGAGCGUGUUGGUUGCGAUUCGUCACGUUUUGAUGGUUCUACGGUGGUGCAACGUUGGCAACGUGUAUCGUGCAGUUUCGAUUUUUCGAUCGGCCGGUGUACCGUGGCGGCGUCGCGUUUCCCGCCGCCUCGAAAUAAUAAACACGGGACGAGCCUUGGGCGGCGGGACGAGGGGAGGCCGAAGAAAUCGGUGUCGUAAUCGUUCGAGGGCGGAGAAAGUAUCGUCCAAGAUCUUCUCAGCGAUCCGAGAUAGUUUCGAAGGAGGCGCGUGCACGGAGAACGGUAUCGCGGCCCGCUCGGCGGAUCGAAUCUCUGAGAAAGUGACUAAAACCAGUCGCUAGAAACGAGACUGCCGCGCGUCGAGUUUAUCCAUUGGACACAGUGCCGGAGGCUCGCGAAAAACGGAAUCGACGGAACGAAAAGUCGGCGAUCAUCGCGAACGGAAACGCGUCGUGUUCUCGAGGGGAAAGAAUACAAAAGGGGCCCGGAUAGAUCCGCCCGGAGCUGUGUACGGCUGAUAUAACAUCAUUAACUUUCGAAGCCGCGAGACAACGUUGCAAUGUGAAUCGGAUUCCCUGGACGCGGAACCAACCGGGGAAGAUGAUUCCACGCUGAAACGCGGCACAUCGUCGCGAAUCGCGCUUAACGUCGUUUUCCAUGCGGCAAGCCGAGUGCCGAAUCGGUUUUUGUCGAAGGAGGAUCCUGGCUGGCCGCAGGGCGGAGGGAAGGAAAGCGACCACGGUAGCGGGAGCAGCAGAAGCACAGGAGAAAAGGGAGGAGAAGGGCGAUGAAGAAGAAGGAGGAGGAACGGCGCGGCCACGGCACGUCGAAAAAGGAAAGCCACGUUGAUUCGCGACUGGAAGGCCUCGGUGUUGCACCUUAAGAUCGCAGAAACGCGCAAGCGUGCUCGCCCGCUCGCUGGAGAACCGGGAUCGAGAGAGGAACGAGCGCCGAUACGAGCGGAUGAGAGAGAGAGACGGCUGGAGAACCAGUGCGGAGAGUGCUCGCGAGGUCUCUCUCGCGUUAGAAGGACUCCGGGAGGACGCGUGGCUCGCUCGAAGGGCCGGAAUCGAGUCCCCGAUCCGCGAGGAAUCCUCCUUCGGCCGACUCCUCUUUCGGAUUCGAUCCCACCGGCCGAUAACUCGUCGGAUGUCCGAAUAAUACGGGGGAAUCGGUUCGAAAUUUAUUGCAACGAAUGUACCGCGGCGCGGUCGGCUCCGACGAGAUACAGGAUCGUUGUCUUCGGUGAAACAAUCGGGACGACCGGUCUCCAACGAAUUUACCGAAAGCGGAAACCGAUCGAUCUCCGGUACGACGUCGCCUGAGGAAUUCGAGGUUCUCGUUUCCGUUCGGUCGCCGAGGCUCGCCGCACACAUGAGAUCUCCGUAUUCGAAGAAAAAGUCCCGGAGACGCGCGAACGGCUCUCCGAAUGGCAGAAACGCGGUGACGCGAGCGGAAGGACACGUCUGAGCGACGAAGGGCCGAACCCAUGAGGCCAUUGUCCUUCGAGAACUUGAGGAGGCUCGUGGGCCGCAAGAAGGACCGUAACGAGCCGUCCUUCAAGCGCAGCGAGUCCUUCAAGCGGAUAUCCAUCAGGAAGAGCUACCUGGACCGAGGCAAGCGGCGCAACAAGCUUCAGAAGAGCCUGGAGCCGACGGUGCCGCUCGCGGUCGAUCCGAACUCGAACAACGAGAAGCCGCUCGAGAGGACGAUCAUCAAGGAGGAUAUCAUUAAAAAGGAGCCGAAGAGCAUCGCGGCGAAGGACGAUGUCUCGAUAAAGGAGCAGCUGAAACCGAAGAAGCUGCAGGACGAUACUCUGAGCCGCGAGUCGAUCAGCUACGACGAAUGGCUGCAGGGCGUCAGCUCGUCAUCGCGGGAGAAGCUCGACGAAGAUCAGCCGCAGAUCAAGUCGCAGCAGCAGCAGCAGCAGCAGCAACAGGGGAGGAACAAGAACAGCAGGCUCUCGGCGAACUCUCAGAAGUCGAGCGAGGCGGCCGACCACGUGGCCGAGGAUCUGAAGGUCCUCGAGCUGGAAGCGUCGCCCGUCUUGCCCUCGAAACCGUUCCGCGCCUCGAACGAGGCUGUCCAGGAGAAAGGCGGCGAGCAAGAGAUUCUGCAGGCGCAGGAGCCCUCGGUCGAAGGACCCCCCAGCGUCAGCAUCAGCCUAGGCAGGAUCUGGAGGGACGCGGUGCCGGUCCCUUACCCUUCCCCCUCCGGCCCGUCGGUCCACCAUUCGCUGGACAGCGCUCUCAAGGAGAGGAAACCUCAGCCCACGGUCGCCAGGACCGUUUCCGCGCCGGAGAAGACCGUCGCCGGCAAGGAUGUCUCGUCCGCUUUCGGCUUCUCCCUCAGGAUCGCCAAGCUGGCCGACUUUCGUGCAGGGGGCACGAGGAACGGCUUCUUCAAUCGUCGAGCGCAGAAGCCGGCGCCGAGCGUCAGCGCGGACGGCUACUUCAAGCGGACGAACGCCUCGAGGCGGUCGAGCUCUCGGCGCCGCGGGAAGCGGACCUCGCAGAGGACGAAGAAGACGCAGAAGCAGCAGCAGCAGCAACAGCAGCAGCAUCAGCAGCCGACUCGUUCGAACAGCCCGGUGUGGUUCGUACCGCCGGAGAGGCGGCGAUCGCGUCGUCAGCGACGAGUCUGGCGGGAGAUCAGGUACUUCCCGGAGACGGAGGACCCGGUGAUCGAGAGGAUCGACGACUGGUCGUCGAACCUCUCCGACGACCAGUUCGACGAUCUGAAGCUCCUGCUUUCCGGGGACUUCAACGACAGGCGGGACGAGGGCGCGCUGAACUCGCUGGUCUCGUCCUCCGUGGGCUCGUUCUCGGCCACGUCCUCGUCGUCGUCGGCGACGGCGACCGCCUGCACCGCGCCGAAGAUCAGCGACUUCAACGAGGACAAACUCUUCUCCGAGGAGCUGCGCACCAGCGGGCUGCUCGCGCGACGUACCACCUGGCAACCGGCCACGUCCAACUACUUCGCCAGCAACCAGUUUCUCAGCUUCUUGUCCAAGGGACAGGGCAAUCUUAUCGGCAAAGAGAAGAAGUCGCGCACGGAAGCGACGUACUACAGGUGUCUGUCGUCGACUGAUACCGAUACCGAGACCGAGGACGAGCCCAGUCGCCUCGGCGCGGAGCGGAGGAAGAGUUCGCACGCAGCGCAGAGGCAGCAGCAUCUCAAGAGGCAGAGGUCGGGAUUGAGGCGGAGGCCUCUCAGACGGAAGUCCCAGCUGCGGAAGGCUUCCGGUCAGCCGGUCUUCCUCGUCCGGAAGUGCUCGUCUUUGAGGAAGAGACCCAGGGACAUAACGCAAAAGGGCUACGAAAAGAAAAGGACACGUCUACUUCAGCAGUAUGCCUCGAAGCAGCUGGGAGGCCGGCUAGUACCUGGCGGGAUCGCUAGUCCCCCGGGAUCUGGCGGCUCGACCGGAAACACCGGGAACUCGAAUUCGGCGGCUGCGAGACGCGGCAAUCGCAGACUCACGCGCAAUGAGAGCCGCUAUCAUUCCGAGGUGCGGCAGGAGGCGGUACAGCAGGCUUUGGCAGCGAUGCAGGGCCGGCCAAAGCCGUCGUUGCCGAUGCCGUCGAAGAGAACCUCCGUGAUGGCCAGGAGCCCGGACCGGGAGCGCCGCGACAGCGGCGAGUCUAGCAGCGACGAGGACAGCGUGGUCACCGAGGAGAGUCCCGGUGCUGGUGGUCCGACGGGCACAGGACUGUCGGACACCAGCAGCACCGGUUCAGCGCGGGACACGCCCCCGCCCCCGAGACCACCGGCCAGGAGACCUCCUGGCGCGGACAUCACGGACAUCGCGGAGUACACGCCCCAUGCCUACUGCAACAUCCAGCCGCCGGACGUGACGCACACCAGCAACACGCCGGCCGCGCAGCAGUCGACCAGGCGGCCGGGCGCCGAUCGCGUGAACCGGUACCACGUGGUCGAGGAUCAGAACAACACCGGGACCACCGGCCGGUGGAAGGUGUCCGCGAAGAUCCAGCAGCUGCUGAACACGCUCAAGCGGCCGAAGCGGCGGCCGCUGCCCGAGUUCUACGAGGACGACGACAUCGAGCUCGAGAUCGCGGCCAACCCGAAGGACCCGAACGCGCCGAAGCCCGAGGGCGGAUCCAUGACCUCCGCGGUUGGCGAACCUGCCUCGGUGCCCGCGGGUUUGCCUAGGUCCCUGGAAGCCGCUAUACAAAGGUACGGCACGGCAACAUGCAAAGCGCCGGUCGCAACGGUCCUCGACCCGAACGGCAAGUUCUGCGUGACGCUGACCUACGGGAAGCUUUUAAGCCGUUCCCAUAAAAUAGCUUACACGUUGCUGAACAAGGCUCUGAGUCGCAGCGGCGAUUGCUGCCUGAAGCCCGGCGACAGAAUCGCUCUAGUUUACCCGAACAACGAUCCGAUAAGUUUCAUGUGCGCCUUCUACGGCUGCCUGCAAGCCGGCAUCGUACCUGUGCCGAUCGAGGUUCCUCUGACGCGUCGGGACGCCGGAUCGCAGCAGAUCGGCUUCCUCUUGGGAAGCUGCGGCAUUCAGGUGGCAUUGACCAGCGAAGCCUGUCUGAAAGGGCUGCCGAAAACCGCGGCCGGCGAAGUAGUGGCGUUCAAAGGCUGGCCGAAACUCCACUGGUUCGUGACAGGACACUUGGGCAAGACGCCCAAGGAUUGGCUACCUCCGCCUCGGUUAACCGACGACACCCCGGCGUACAUCGAGUACACGACCGACAAAGAUGGCUCGGUGAUGGGCGUGACGGUGACCAGGUCGGCGAUGCUGACGCACUGCCGCGCCCUGACGCAAGCCUGCGGCUACACGGAGGGAGAGAACGCGGUCUGCGUGCUGGACUUCAAGCGGGAGGUCGGUCUAUGGCACAGCACCCUGACCAGCGUGUUGAACGGGAUGCACGUCAUCUUCAUCCCGUACGCGCUGAUGAAAGUGAACCCCGCCAGCUGGAUGCAGAUGAUCACGAAGCACCGGGCCAGCGUGGCCGUGGUGAAGUCGCGAGACCUUCACUGGGGCCUCCUCGCCACCAAGGAUCACAAGGACAUCUCGCUGUCCUCGCUGAGGCUGCUGCUCGUGGCCGACGGGGCGAACCCCUGGUCCCUGUCCUCUUGCGACCAGUUCCUCUCGGUGUUCCAGUCCAAAGGAUUGAGACCUGACGCGGUGUGUCCCUGUGCAUCCUCCAGCGAAGCUUUGACCGUCUCGGUUAGGAGACCAGGCCGCGCUGGCGUCAAUGCUACUGGCCGAGGAGUGCUGUCCAUGUCCGGGCUCAGCUAUGGAGUCGUCAGGGUGGACCAGGAGAAUUCUCUCACUUCUCUCACGCUUCAGGACUGCGGCCAGGUCAUGCCUGGCAGUAUCGUGGUCGUGAUCAAAAUGGAGGGGCAGCCGUUCAUCUGCAAGACGGACGAGGUCGGCGAGAUCUGCGUGCACAGUUCAGCAACUGGGAACCAAUACUGGGGACUGCAAGGACUGACGAACAACACGUUCAAAGUGUCUCCGUUGCAAGCUGACAGCAGCCCGCUCGGCGACGUGGAGUACACUCGAUCGGGACUGCUGGGAUUCCUAGGUCCUGGCGGCCUCGUGUUCGUCUGUGGGUCGCGUGACGGCCUCAUGACGGUCACGGGAAGGAAGCAUAACGCGGACGAUAUCAUCGCCACGGUUCUGGCCGUGGAGCCUAUGAAGUUCAUUUACCGCGGGAGAAUAGCUGUGUUUAGCGUGCGGGUGUUGAGGGAUGAGAGAAUAUGCGUCGUUGCGGAACAACGACCAGAUUGCAGCGAAGAGGAAAGUUUCCAAUGGAUGUCGCGCGUCCUUCAAGCGGUAGACUCGAUCCACGCCGUUGGUAUCUACUGUCUAGCUCUGGUACCGCCUAAUUACCUGCCGAAGACGCCUCUGGGCGGUAUACACCUGUCCGAAACGAAACGACGUUUCUUAGAGGGUACCCUACACCCGGCUAAUGUUCUGCUUUGUCCGCACACUUGCGUUACCAAUCUACCGAAACCACGCGAGGUCCAUUCAGCGGGGGAUUCUGUUGCAGACGUUGGUCCGGCCAGUGUCAUGGUGGGCAACAUUGUUCAGGGUAAUAGACUGGCCUCCGCCCAAGGACGGGACAUGGGCGUCUUGGACGAGGACAGUGAUAACGCUAAAAAGUAUCAGUUCAUCUCGGAGAUCCUACGAUGGCGGGCAGUCAGCACCUCCGACCACGUGAUAUUCACGUCGUUGAACUCGAAGGGCGCGGUCGCUACCUCUUUGUCUUGCUCGCAGCUGCACAAGAAGGCCGAGCGGAUCGGGAAUCUCUUGUUGGAUCGCGGCCGGAUCAAUACCGGGGAUCAUGUGGCAUUAAUAUUUCCUCCUGGUACGGACCUGAUAUGCGCGUUUUACGGCUGCCUCUACGUUGGAGCCGUGCCAGUUACUAUCAGGCCGCCGCAUCCGCAAAAUCUCCAGACCACUUUGCCAACCGUUCGCAUGAUCGUGGACGUUAGUAAGUCGGUGCUCGUGCUCACCAAUCAGAAUAUCCUGAAACUCUUGAAAACAAAGGAGGCGAACAAUGUGGUCGAGAUAAAGAGCUGGCCGACGAUUCUCGAUAUGGACGACAUGCCAAAGAAGAAGCUACCUGUUAUGUAUCGAGCCCCGACUGCGGAGAUGUUAGCUUACUUGGACUUCAGUGUUUCCACCACGGGCAUGCUAGCAGGAAUAAAGAUGUCCCACGCGGCGGUGACGUCUCUGUGCCGUGCCAUGAAACUCGCCUGCGAGCUCUACCCUUCCAGGCAUAUCGCUCUCUGCUUGGACCCUUAUUCUGGCCUGGGAUUCGCUCUAUGGUGUUUGAGCAGUAUAUACAGUGGACACCAUUCUAUACUCAUACCGCCAUCAGAGGUGGAAACGAAUCCAGCGUUAUGGCUGUCCGCCGUCAGUCAGUCCAGAGUAAGAGACACUUUCUGUUCGUACGGCGUGAUGGAGCUAUGCACAAAGGGUCUAGGAUCUUCCGUUCACGCUCUGAAGGCGCGCGGCGUCAGUUUAGCCUGUGUGAGGACAUGCGUAGUAGUAGCCGAGGAAAGGCCACGGAUCGCCCUCACCUCGAGCUUCAGCAAGCUCUUCUCCGCUCUAGGACUCAGUCCUCGCGCUGUGUCGACCUCUUUCGGUUGCAGAGUGAACACAGCCAUCUGCUUACAAGGUGCAUCGAGUCCAGAACCGUCCACCGUGUACGUGGACCUCAGAGCUUUGCGCAACGACCGAGUGUCCUUGGUCGAGAGAGGCAGCCCUCACUCUCUGUGCCUGAUGGAAUCAGGGAAGCUGCUGCCCGGUGUCAAGGUGAUCAUCGCCAAUCCAGAGACAAAGGGGCAAUGCGGGGACUCCCACUUGGGCGAGAUUUGGGUGCAAUCCGCCCACAACGCGAGCGGGUAUUUCACGAUCUACGGCGACGAAAGCGACUACGCGGAUCACUUCAACGCUCGCCUCGUUACCGGGAGCACGAACGAGGUGUACGCGAGGACCGGUUAUCUCGGUUUCUUGAGGCGCACCGAGAGCGUUCAACAGUCGGUGAUCAGCGACGUGCCCGGCGACACAUCCGCGGCAGAGGCGGAUCUCGUCCCCGGCGACGCCGAGCUGCACGACGCAGUCUUUGUCGUCGGCGCUCUCGACGAGGCUAUUCUACUCAGGGGUAUGCGGUAUCAUCCGAUCGACAUAGAAAAUAGCGUAAUGAGGUGUCACAAGAAGAUAGCGGAAUGCGCCGUAUUCACAUGGACCAACCUGCUGGUAGUGGUGGUGGAGCUAGACGGUAGCGAGAGCGAGGCUCUGGAUCUCGUCGCUUUGGUGACCAGCGCCGUUCUCGAGGAGCAUCACCUGGUGGUGGGCGUGGUGGUCGUAGUGGAUCCCGGAGUGGUGCCGAUCAACUCGCGCGGCGAGAAGCAACGAAUGCACCUGCGGGACGGUUUCCUGGCGGACCAGCUCGACCCCAUCUACGUCGCAUACAAUAUGUGAGCGGUGUCGGAAUACCUGGCUGGUAUCGUACAUUCCAGUCGCGUUGUCUCCGCUCCUAGCUACCCCUGGCCGGAGGUCGCAAGCUGCAAUUCGAAUUCGUAUUCUUCCUCGAAGAAAACGGUCUCCCGUUGGGGAAGAAUCACCCGGAACGUAUCGCAAGGACUCUACGUAUUUCUCGAACGAACGUCGUCCCUAAACGGUUCGCGCUCUUCGCCCGAGAAGGGCGAACGAGCGCUAGGAUUCCUCGUCGCAUCAGCGCCGGUCGGAGGCUGAGGAAUUCCGUGACGGAUCAAGAACCGGAGUCACACGGUUACCAAAUGUUCACCGUUCACGCGACGAACUCCUGUAUCCAACAUGGAACAUCGAUCGCCACGCGUAACCGUCCCUGCACGGAUGAGUAAAUAAGGAGACGGAACAGGGAGGAGGACCGUCGAUUUUCAACGCGAGCUCGCGCGCAACGGAGAACAAUGAGAAACGAUCACGGAACAAUACGCACAGUGCAUUACCGAUGCUUGUAGAGGGUUAACGAGAGCUCACGCUCGCGUAACCGUUACGUACUUCUCACCAACGAAGCGUCCGCGGCGAUCCGCCGCGCCCUCGGACACGAAUCCUCGGAUAUCUCGAACACUCAGACUGCCAGAACAAAGCAUGCGCACAGCUUGGACCGUGCUUUUAUAUAACGUCGUAUUAUCUGACCGUCGGAGCAACGUCGGCUAGUAAUAUCACAUCGGUUGUUCGUCAACGACAUCGGAAACGGUAGUGAGCUUUUUUACCAGUGAGAGAAAACGAAACCGGAUACCGAAGAAGUUAUUUUAACGGGUGAACGGGGCGCCGACGAGCGCGCGCGUUACGCCGUGCCUCGGGUAGGACCGUCGUUCCCGCGAGUACUAUAUUCAUGUAUACAACUGUCUCUGGUGUCUGUUAGAGAAAAAUGGGGAGCGGGGGGGACAAAAAGAAGGGAGGAAAGAGAGGAAUGAAUUUGAUACACUUUUGUCGUAGACCCGUGGUAGCUUAACGGAUUUUUUACUACGUAAAGAGUAACGAUUAGCCAACGUAAUCUAUAUUCUAUCGUAACGUGAAAAGUUUUAACUGUCGACAGUUUUUUCUAAUGUAUCGCCGCUGAAAGACACACACACACACACAUAUACAUACACAGAGAACAGA